CCUUAUUCUAAAAGUCAAAGCCUUGAUUGGAGAAAAAGAUGUUUGACCCGAUCCGACCGAUUCCAACUUGACCCGGCACUACCCAUAAGUAGUCUUGGUCAUUACUCAUUACCAGUGUUUCACUAGUUACCUCCAACGUCGUGUCUUCCACGCGCUUCAAUGGCGACACCAUCUCCUCCCCCUCCAACGGUGAAUCUCUGGGUAGUCUUAACAGAAUCAAAACGGAUAAUCAACGCCCACUCCCGCCACUUCCUCGCUCUCUCCGUCCUCUUCCUCCUCCCCAUCUCCUUCUCCAUAACCGUCUACCCAUCCAUCUCCCUCCUCAUCAUCAACCAAUCCUCCCCUUCUCACACCACCCUCUCUCUCCUCCGCAUCCAUCAACCACCAAACCCCAAGACCGUCCUCCUCCUUCUGAUCACUUACAUAAUCUUCGUCACCGUCUUCAACCUCUUAUCCAUCGGAUCAAUCACCUACAGUAUCUUCCAAGGCUUCUACGGAAGGCCCGUGAAACUCAUCUCCGCCGUCAAGUCAAGCUUCACCUCCUUCUUACCUCUCCUCGCUACCCUCGUCUCCUCCAACUCCAUCGUCUUCGCCAUCUUACUCAUUCUAGGUCUCGCAGCCUUCUCGUUGACUCGCGUCAUCAUCGAGCUCAUCGUCCCGAGUCUUGAAGUCGAUUACGAUUACUUCCAAGCUCUCUCCGCCGUUGUAAUACUCAUCUUCGUCGCCAUCGUGACCAAGCUCUACGUGAAUUGGAUCCUCGCGUGGGUCGUCGUUGUUGUUGAAUCGUCUUAUGGGUUGACGCCGUUGAAGAGAAGCAGAUGCUUGGUCAAAGGCAUGGAAAGCGUUUCUCUUUCCAUGAUCGUUGUCUUCAGUAUAGCCCAGUCGAGUAUGGUCUGGAUCAGCACCGUCGUAGCAGCUUCCGAAAUUGGAAAUGGCGGGAAACUGUGGACUAACGUUUUCUUCUUCGUGGUCCAGAUCGUGAUCACGUCUGCGUUGCUAACGGGUUUGAUGUUGUACAAUCUUGCGGGGACCACCGUGAUGUAUAUGUACUGUAAAGCUGUUCAGGGCGAGCUUGCUUGGGAGAUAGCUGAGGAGUUUGCGAGAGAGUAUGUGAGUUUGCCCUUUGAUGAUUGUAAAGUUCCUCACGUGGUGUCUGUAGCUUACAACGGAUGAUGAUAUUUGAUGAUGAAAGAGUUAAUGGUCAGUCUUGUUUUUAAGUGUUUUGACUGAAUCGGACAGUGGCUUUGCCUUUGUGUUUUCUUUUGACAUGUUCCAAGCUUUUUGUAAUAACGUGUGUGAAUGAUGUAAACGUGUGGUGAUUGAAUUUUUUUGGUAAAGAUUUAUUCAUCUUC
This is a messenger RNA of Raphanus sativus (radish), 1352 nucleotides long. RefSeq lists its product as uncharacterized. The coding region runs from base 160 to 1173 and encodes 337 amino acids. The record is from RefSeq and is a predicted model, not a curated record. Lineage: Eukaryota; Viridiplantae; Streptophyta; Magnoliopsida; Brassicales; Brassicaceae. The transcript has a single exon.